This is a messenger RNA of Colletotrichum gloeosporioides, 2868 nucleotides long. Its product is annotated as Serine/threonine-protein kinase ATG1. Gene Ontology annotation, molecular function: ATP binding; protein serine/threonine kinase activity. NCBI's taxonomy places the organism in Eukaryota, Fungi, Ascomycota, Sordariomycetes, Glomerellales, Glomerellaceae. Bases 1 to 2868 code for a protein of 955 amino acids. The record is from RefSeq and is a predicted model, not a curated record. Gene Ontology annotation, biological process: peptidyl-serine phosphorylation; autophagosome organization; protein autophosphorylation. The transcript has 3 exons. Gene Ontology annotation, cellular component: autophagosome; cytoplasm.
AUGGCGGAGAGACUCCCAACUUCGUCCUCGUCAGGACGCAGGCGACGCGAAGCCGAUGCCUCUAUUGGAGAUUUCGUUAUUGGAGGAGAAAUCGGCAAGGGCAGCUUUGCCCAGGUAUACAGUGGUUACCACAAGAGCUCCAAAGCUACUGUAGCGAUCAAGUCGGUCGAAACCGGACGCCUGAACAACAAGCUCAGAGAGAACCUAUAUGGCGAGAUUCAGAUCCUCAAGACUCUGCGCCAUCCUCAUAUCGUCGCUCUCCACGAUUGUGUCGAGUCGGCAACACACAUCAACCUGGUCAUGGAAUACUGUGAGCUUGGCGACCUGUCGCUCUUUAUCAAGAAGAGGGAUAAGCUAAGCACAAAUCCUGCAACCCAUGACAUGGCGAGAAAGUAUCCCGUCACACCAAACUCAGGUCUGCAUGAAGUCGUUACUCGCCACUUCUUGCAACAACUGGGCAGCGCCCUAAAGUUCCUGCGAGAGAGAAAUUACGUCCAUCGAGACGUCAAGCCUCAGAACUUGCUUCUCUUGCCAUCACCCAGGUUCAGAGAAGAACACUCGCGUCCAAUCUUGACUGCUAGUCAGGACUCAUUGAUUCCUAAUGCCGGCUUGGCCUCUCUGCCAAUGCUGAAGCUCGCAGACUUCGGUUUCGCUCGUGUUUUGCCAUCUACUUCGCUUGCGGAUACUCUCUGCGGUUCGCCACUGUACAUGGCACCUGAAAUUCUUCGUUACGAGCGAUACGACGCCAAGGCCGAUCUUUGGUCUGUUGGUACGGUGUUGUACGAGAUGAUCACCGGACGUCCUCCUUUCCGUGCUAGGAACCACGUGGAGUUGCUCCGGAAGAUUGAAAGCGCCGAGGAUCGGGUUAAGUACCCGAAAGACCUUGUCGUCAGCAAGGAACUCGUCAAGCUCAUCAGCAAACUCCUGACAAGGGCACCUGUUGAACGCAUGAGAUUCGAAGAUUUCUUCAAUGACCCGAUCGUAGUCGGUCCCAUUCCCGGAGUGGUUGAGGACGACGUUCCGAAGCCGGAGGUUAAACCUUCCAGAGACCUUCGAUCCCUCGGCAGAUCCGACUCGACAUCUUCGCUGUCUCGCCGCUUAUCCUUGCGCCGUCAGACCGAGAAUGAAACUGUACGUGAAGAGGUUGAAUCGCCAAGGUCGCCCCGUGAGAAACCCCUGAGAUCUCCUAGGUUGUCAGGUCCAAUUGAAGGUCGCGCUCAGCAACCUGCCGAUGCGACAGCUCGUGUAAGCCAGUCACCGGGACAGGAAACUGGGGAUGGACUUGGAAUUCGACGUCCCGCUAUGCCGCAACCCUCCACCUCAGCACCUGCUCGUCCACACAGGCUGUCCAACGCAGCCAUCAACCGGCCUGCCGUCCGCGCAUCUGCGUCGCCUCCGACCUCUUAUCUCAAUGAGAGAAAACUCCGUCCGGUGACGGAAAGAAGUAUGACAGAGCAAGAAAAGGCGGCUCAGGAUGUUGCCUUUGAAAGAGACUACGUUGUCGUUGAGAAGAAGCACGUGGAGGUGAACGCCUUUGCCGAUGAGAUGGCGGCUAACCCACGCUUGACUUCCCUCUCACCCAAGACCGGGCAGAUGAUUCGUCGUGCCACACAACAGGGUCCUCCGACUUCGACCACCGGCGCAGGCCGCGUACAGCCUUCAAAUGCCGUGCAGAUCGCCUCAGGCAAGGGACGCCACGAUCGUCGUGACUCUUACGACAGCAAGAACUUCUCGGCAAGCCCCACGACUCAAGGAUUCAUUGCCAAGGCGAUUUCGGAUGCCAGCGUUCGUCUGUUCGGCUUCAAGGUCCCACAACACGUUCUGGGCGGCAAGGGUGCCUCUCCGCCUCUCUACAGUCCAUUCCCCGCGUACCCGACACCAUCAGGUCCCGUUGGGCUAAUCGGCGACGGCAAGCAGAGCGCACCGGUUGAUGAAGAUGCACGAGCCGUGAAAUUGAUUCAAGAUUUCGCCCAUCGCAGUGACUGCGUCUAUGGAUUUGCCGAAGUGAAGUACAAGCAGCUUUUCCCACUCGCUCCGUCAAUGGAUCACGGCCUUGGUGGCGCGCCUGCCGACCAGCUGACGGGAGAGGAGGACGGCCUCACCAUUGAGGCCGAAGUACUCCUCUCGGAAGAGGCCUUGGUUCUCUAUGUCAAAGCUUUGACACUGCUUGCCAGGGCCAUGGACGUUGCAAGUUUCUGGUGGUCGCGAAAGACCCGCGGUGACUCCACGGGCGUUGCUGCCGCUGAGGUUUCCAAGGAGAGCCUUGCACAACGCAUCAACUCUACCGUACAAUGGGUCCGGGGCCGCUUUAACGAAGUCUUGGAGAAGACGGAGGUCGUCCGGCUCAAGCUUAUUGCCGUCCAGCAGAAGCUCCCCGAUGAUCACCCAAGCCACCCCAGCAACCACGGGGGAGAGUCUGCUUCCUCGACCGCGUCCGGCACGAGGGAUGUCUACCUCACACCUGGUAUCAGCGCGGAGAAGCUCAUGUAUGACCGAGCCUUGGAGAUGAGUCGUACGGCAGCCAUCGAUGAGAUUACAAACGAGAACCUUGAAGGCUGCGUUACCUACUACGUCACUGCCAUCCGUAUGCUUGAGGCUGUCCUAGACAACGAUGAGGACACGGUCAAGCGAAGGUACUCCGCUUCGAGCAAGGAGCUUGCCCGAGAGGAGAUAUCUAGCGAUCUGGACAGUGACGACCAACAGGUUGUCAAUCGAAUGAUUCAAAUGAUUACUGGGCGCCUUUCGACCGUCCGCAAAAAGAUGGCGAUGAUUGCCGAGGCAUCGCGAUCUCAACAGGCUAUGCAGCUUCCAGUGCGGAAGCGAAGUGGCGAUGUUACGCCGCGCAGCGUGCCUUCAUAUGCUUCUUAA